Molecule: messenger RNA, 1074 nt
Organism: Galendromus occidentalis (western predatory mite)
Lineage: Eukaryota; Metazoa; Arthropoda; Arachnida; Mesostigmata; Phytoseiidae
Product: transmembrane emp24 domain-containing protein 2
Exons: 4
Coding region: 87-716 (209 amino acids)
Source: RefSeq, a predicted model, not a curated record
ACAGAACCGCCGGCAGCUGUUGUUAUUUCUAGAUAGACGUGGCAUUGCUGUGAAUUCGGCGAUUUAGAGCUUGCCCCGGCGGAGAAAUGAAGUCGCUCUUGCCCCUGUUCCUCAUUUGUAGCUUACUUUUUGAUGGCGUGCUUAGUUAUUUCAUCGUGGUGGAUGCCCACGCUGAAGAGUGUUUCCAUGACCGAGUAGCCAAAGGAACCAAGAUGGGUUUGACGUUUGAAGUUGUCGAAGGCGGAUUCCUGGAUAUCGAUGUCAAGAUCACUGGCCCGGACGGGAAGGUUGUGUACAACGGCGAACGGGAAUCGUCGAAUAAGUACACGUUCGCCGCGUACGCCGAGGGGAUGUAUGCGUAUUGCUUCAGUAAUGCGAUGUCUACCAUGACACCCAAGACCGUCAUGUUCUCAAUGGACAUCGGAGAGGAGCCGAAGAACGAAGAAACCGGAAAGCCUGCCGCUGACGCCGUGACUGGGGCUGCCGGUGACACGAAACUCGAGGACAUGAUCAACGAACUCCACACGGCCAUGACCGGCGUGAAGCACGAACAAGAGUACAUGAUGAUCCGAGAUCGAAUCCAUCGGUCGAUUUCCGAAUCCACGAAUUCUCGAGUUGUCAUUUGGGCUAUCUUCGAGAACCUGGUCAUUUUCGCCAUGACAUUCGGACAGGUGUACUAUCUCAAGCGCAUUUUUGAAGUUCGUCGACUAGUUUGAGCAGCGGACAGAGGAAGAAUGUUAAUAAAUAGGAUCCAUUCGAGCGGGGGGAGGGAAUUCCUGGGACGCAAUGUGAAAAUGUUCGAUAGGGAUUUGAUGCCAUCCAUCACUUUUCGGGAGGCAUAAUCGCUGAGUUUAUUCGUCUGGUUAGUCUACGUCGUCAUUUCCUUUUUAUCUCAGAGAGAAUGAGCUGUUCGGUGCGAGAAAUGCAUGUAAGUAUUUGAAUGUGAUUUUUGAAAAUAAAGCGAAAAACUCUGUGGAUUGAUGAUUGUCUCUUUCAUGAUGAUGCAAUGAAUAAUGAUGUCACUCUCAUAUUUUUUCUUCGGAACCUGUUGAGCUUUAUUGCUUCCGCGAUCUA